Melanotaenia boesemani (Boeseman's rainbowfish) is the source of this 3364-nucleotide messenger RNA. RefSeq names its product mannosidase, alpha, class 2B, member 2 (gene man2b2). The transcript has 19 exons. Gene Ontology annotation, biological process: mannose metabolic process. Bases 125 to 3169 code for a protein of 1014 amino acids. Lineage: Eukaryota; Metazoa; Chordata; Actinopteri; Atheriniformes; Melanotaeniidae. Gene Ontology annotation, cellular component: lysosome. Gene Ontology annotation, molecular function: carbohydrate binding; alpha-mannosidase activity. The record is from RefSeq and is a predicted model, not a curated record.
GGGCUUCCGUAGUGGAUGAAUCGUCAGAGUCACAUGCUGCACCAACAACAAUAACAUGACAAGGAAGUCUGGGUGAAUAUUUGAGAGUUUAUCGAAACUCUGUACGCUUUUAUGGGCCGAGAAAAUGAUAUUUUUAGCCGUCGUCGCGUUUGUGUGCUGCUGUUAUGAAGCGACAGGAGAAGAGCAGCCCAUUCAAACAUUUGUAAUUCCUCACAGUCACAUGGAUGUAGGCUGGGUGUACACUAUUCAGGAGAGUAUGCAUGCCUAUGCAGCCAAUGUGUACACAAGUGUGACAGAGGAGCUGUCAAAGGUCAAAGAUCGCAGGUUUAUCGCUGUGGAGCAGGAAUUCUUUCGCCUGUGGUGGGAUAAUGUGGCCUCAGACUCCCAUAAGAAACAAGUACGACAGCUUGUAAAAGAGGGUAGAUUUGAGUUCAUCAUCGGAGGCCAAGUGAUGCAUGACGAGGCUGUGACUGACCUGGAUGACGAGAUCUUGCAGAUGACCGAGGGACAUGGCUUCUUGUAUGAGACGUUUGGAGUGCGGCCACAGUUUUCUUGGCACGUUGAUCCAUUUGGAGCCUCUGCAACCACGCCAGUCCUGUUUGCCCUGGCCGGGUUCAACGCUCACCUCAUCUCUCGCAUUGACUAUGACCUCAAAGACAGCAUGCAGAAAAACAAGAAACUCCAGUUUGUAUGGCGAGGAUCUCCCUCAUUAAAAGCCCAGCAAGAGAUCUUCACUCACACCAUGGACCAGUUCAGCUACUGCACUCCAUCUUACCUGCCGUUCUCCAACAUUUCUGGUUUCUACUGGAAUGGAGUUGCUUUGUUCCCGAACCCCCCUAAAGACGGAGUCUACCCCAACAUGAGCCUCCCUGUCACAAAGGAGACAGUACAUCCUUACGCCAAGACCAUGGUGGAGAACAUCAAGCAGAGAGCUGCAUGGUUCAGGACUAGUCAUGUUCUCUGGCCUUGGGGUUGUGACAAACAGUUCUACAACUCAUCAGUGCAAUUCAGCAACAUGGAUCCUCUAAUGAAAUACAUCAACCAGAACAGUAAAGAGUUUGGGGUAACAGUCCAGUAUGCCACUCUGAGUGAAUAUUUCCAGUCUAUCUACCAAUCAAAUCUAACCUGGGAUAUCCGUGAAAGCGAAGAUUUUCUGCCUUAUUCAACUGAGCCCUAUCAGGCAUGGACAGGGUUUUAUGCCUCGAGAAAUGUCUUGAAAGGAUUAGCAAGACAGGCCAGUGCCCAGCUGCAUGCAGCAGAGACACUUUUCACACGGUACAGAGUCAACUUCUCAGAUGGGCCUGUAGCUAAAGACUGGGCUUUGGACAAACUCAGAGCUCUACGCUGGGCGGUCUCAGAGGUUCAGCAUCAUGAUGGCAUCACUGGUACUGAGUCUCCUAAGGUGGCUGACAUGUACAUGCAGCAUCUCAUGCAGGCCAUGAUGGGGGUGGAGGAGCUUCUGGCUGCGCUCUUUCUGUUGCCCCACAACCUUGCUGUCCCCAGUAUCCUCAACAGGAGCUUCCACAGAGAAGGUGUGGAUCAGGCUCUGGAGCAGCACGUUAUCAUUUACAACCCAUUAGCCUGGAACAUCACCACAAUCGUCAACAUCACCGUAACGCUCCCGAACGCAGCCGUCUAUGACGACGAUGGACAGCUCCUCCCCGCGCAGAUCCAGAAGUCAGCACAGUCCAACGUGUCCUACGACCUUUUUGUCAUGGUGGAGCUCGGAGGCCUUCAGUAUAGAACAUACCUGAUUAAGUUCUCAGAGACACCAUGCUUUACAAAGUCCAAGUGUGGACACACUUAUGAAGCAAAAGGGGUUUCGUUUGAGAGGCUCUAUGUGAAGAACUGGACGAAAACAGGAAGGCGGCUUCUGCCUAUUCUGAAUGAAUGUUACAAGCUCAUGUUUGACCAAGACACCAAUCUGCUGCACAGCAUCACUUACCUUCCGGAUAAAAGACGAAUAAGGAUGACACAGGAUUUCUGGGAAUAUGAUGCAAACGGAGAUGUGAAAGCAGGGCCCAUCUCUGAUAACUACAUCUUCAGCUCUAAUGGUUCAGCUGUGCGAGCCUAUAAGGCGGUGGAAAUGGAGAUUAUCCCGGGGAAGAUUGUCACUGAGAUUAGGCAGUACUUCUACAGGGAGAACAGCGAUAAAGACUACGCCUACUUGAUCACAACUCGUGUCCCAGAAGGUUUUGGAUCCAGACUGCCAUGUCACAGGCUGGAGCAGACCUACUCGUUGGGCCCCCUUCACCUAAACACAGAGGUAGUCCUCAGGACCAGAACCUCCUUGAAGAACAACAGGACCUUGUAUUCUGAUGACAACGGCUACCAAAUGAUGAAGAGGACAUACAAGAAAUUCAUUAAUAACACUCUAGCUAGGAAUUAUUUCCCCAUGGUUCGGACCGCUUACAUGGAGGAUGACCUCAGCAGACUGGUGCUCCUCAGCGACAGAGCUCAUGGUGUGUCCAGUCAAGCCAACGGAGAACUAGAGGUCAUGCUCCAUCGACGUCUUUGGAACAACUUACCGUGGAACCUCGGCUACAACCUGACUCUGAAUGACAGCUCAGUUGUGAGUCCCACACUGUGGAUGGUUCUGGGAUCCAUUAAUGCAACCUCCAAGCAGUACCAGAGGGAGGCAAUCAUGCUGCAGCAUAGACCUGUCAUCAUGCCUAUAGAUAAGCCUCGGAGGCCCUGGCAGGAGAAGGAGCCCAGAAGAAACUCUGCUGUUCGUCCAGUUGUUCUGCCAUCCAGCCUUCACCUGCUCAGCCUCAGCAUCCCGGGAUGGAACUACAGCUCUAAUCACGAUAUUCACCUCAACCACAUAAACUCAGGUAAGGACUUGCAUUCAGAGCCAGACUACGAUCGAGUUCUGUUGAGAAUAAUGCAUCUCUUUGAGGAGGGAGAGGACCCCGAGCUGUCGAAGCCAGUCACCAUAAACUUAAAGGAAGCUCUGCAGGGCAUUGGGGAAGUGGGAGUGCUUGAGGAGCGUUCUCUCACAGGAACCUGGAAUAUCAGCAGCCUGCAGAGGUGGACGUGGAAAACUGCAGAUAAUUAUGAAAAAAAUCACAAACCAAACCAGAGGAAUGAAGAUAAAGAUUUCAUCGUAACCAUCUCGGCCAAAGAGAUCAGGACCUUCUUUGUUCACUUCAGCUCCGGGAAUGUUUAGGCUGAACCGUGCCUUGUCUUCUGUGAAGAUCACUACUCUUUACACAAAAUAUGGCAUUGCUUUUAAAGAUUUAAUGAUCCUUUGCCACCUUAUUGAUUAUUGUUGGUUUUGCACAUUUAUUUGAUCUGUUAAAUGGCUCUAAUGUGUUGAUUUGAACUUGUGACUAAUGCAGAAUAAAGUGGAUUACUUUUGUCA